AUGACUUGUUGUUGUGGUAAAACUUGCAAGGGUCGGAUGCAUCAAAGAUCAUGUAAAUCGUACAAAUCGCUCAGAUCCACGAAGUCCAAAGUGGAACCAGUCGACAGCGGUGACAACAAUGCAACAACAUUUCAACACACAUCAGAUUCAACAACUAUUCCAAAACCACUACCGGGUAUAAAACUACCCAAAUCGUCAACACUUUGGGCUGAAGCCAACGCAUUUUUUCAUAUUGAACUAAAACGUCUUGAUAACUGUGCUGAUGUUGACAACUUCGCCAUCGUAUUUCAAAACAUACUUUACUCAUAUUUUGCGUCAAAUUAUGGAACGUUAACAAAAGAUUCAACACCCAAAAAGCACAAAAAUUGCAAUAUUAGACAUUUAAAAACAAAAUUAAAAAACUUAAAGACAUUGGCUCAGUCAGAUAGCCAACUCAACAGUGACGUCAUCAAGCUCAGUAGGCAGAUAAGGGCAACAUUAAAAACUAAUAAAGUAUCUAAAAAUAAAGACAACAUUUCAACUAAACUGAAACAGAACUUCUGGAAAACAUGUAAUAAUAUUUUUAACAAAUCUAAUUCUCAAUCGCCACUCUUCAACAUGGAAACAGCAACUAACUUCUUUAAAAAUAAUCUACUAAACGCAGGUGAUCGUACCACGUUUUGUCUCCCAAAUUGGAUCCCUCUCCUUCCUUCUCCGUCGUUUCAAGGAAAUUUAAAUCCGCCAACCUACAAUGAGAUUACUGCAAUUGUGAAGAAAAGCAAAGCAAAGGCAUCUCCUAUAUCAUCAAACGAAACAAAGUAUAUCAUGAUACAUCAUGAUAUGAUAUGA
Molecule: messenger RNA, 828 nt
Organism: Helobdella robusta
Lineage: Eukaryota; Metazoa; Annelida; Clitellata; Rhynchobdellida; Glossiphoniidae
Exons: 1
Coding region: 1-828 (275 amino acids)
Source: RefSeq, a predicted model, not a curated record